AUGGCCACCCAGCAAGCCCAACUAGAGCACCUUUUUCGAUUGCUCGAUGCAGCACGAACAACGACCAGCCUCUCGCUCGCCGGUCUGGUCAUAAUUGCAUACGAUCAUGUCCUGACCUUCGCGGAUGAGAUUGAACAUAUCUGGAAAAGUCGUCUCAGUCCCGCCAAUGUAUUUUAUUCUUUGGCGCUCAUUCCGAAAGCUCCCCUUCAGAUUCGAUACUUCACCCUCGUUACCAUGAUCAUCAAUGUUGUAUUUAUCGUUCAAGUGGAGGACUCAGGAUCGGACAAGGUAACCCUCAUGUCUAACUCCUACCUGGGAUCACAUCUGACCAACUCUUUAGUUAGUGUCCUCAAUUUUCAAUCUGCAUCAUCCACGCUUGUUGUCGUGUCUGCUGACAUUGUUCUGGCGAUUCGUGUCUGGAUUCUAUACUGCCGAUCUCAGACGCUGGCUUGGAUACUGUUCCCCAUUCUUGUUGCAGAGAUGAUUGCCAUGUUGAUUGUGGGGUACUUCUCUAUCCAACCGCUUCGACACUUCGUACACGCAGGCUCACUUGUUCAUGGAUGCUAUUCACUUGAGGUCCCUCGACUUCUGACGUACUUCUCCCUUCCACUUCUUAUCGUCGCUUGCAUCAUGUUUACACUCACGAUAUAUAAAUGCGGAAGGACAAUACAUGCAUUAGGUUUUGGUCGCACCCCCUUGCUGGAGAUGUUCCUCCGCGAUGGUGUCUUUUGGUUCUUGGCUACCCUCCUUUGCUGCAUCUUUGAUUUCGUGGUAUGGUCUCGUGGGCCACCAGAGCUAGCGCGGCUACCAAUCAUCUUUACGACUGGCCUGCUAUCUGUCGUGGGCACUCGCGUUCUGAUGAACAUAAAAACGGCCAUCGCAGGAAGCACUGACCCAUCUGGACGGAGGAUUGUCGAGUCUACAAUGCUCCACUCCGGCUCAAGGACCAUAACACCCUUCGAAAGAAUGCCCGCGAGGCGGCUGGGUCAAGAGCCAAGCGGCCAGGCCACACCAUGGUAUCUAGACUCGGUGGUUCCAACACCAGCUACAUAUCCAGAAUGGUAG
Molecule: messenger RNA, 1065 nt
Organism: Mycena indigotica
Lineage: Eukaryota; Fungi; Basidiomycota; Agaricomycetes; Agaricales; Mycenaceae
Product: Ribosomal-protein-alanine acetyltransferase
Exons: 19
Coding region: 1-1065 (354 amino acids)
Source: RefSeq, a predicted model, not a curated record